UACAAUUUGGCAAAAUGCGUUAUGCAGAACGAAGAUCAGGAGCUAAAAAUGAUCAAGAGACUGUCAAGGGGAAUCUACAGCGUAAAUUUGUGCUACUUAUAUGGAAGGUAUUGAAUAUGCAUUUUUCCGACAAAUGUUACUACUUCAAGAUGAUUGCCCUCGCCCUAAUGGGCUUGCCAAUAUUGAUGAUUAUGCGUGUCUUUGCCACACCUGAAGUUCAGAAGAAAAUCGUUUACGAAGCUAUUGAAAUCGAUAGUUUGGACAAAAUGCAUGAAGAACUGGCCAGGGUGCAAAAUUAUACGAACAUUAUGGUUGUGGAGAAAGUUCUCUUCACACCAAAUCAAGUGGCCUUCGAAAAGAUUAUAGCUCUGACAGCGAAAAAACUUCAUCUUAAGGAUGGGUAUCAGGCAUGCGAAUCGGAAGAUGAGAUUGAACGAUUAAUAAAGUAUGAUGGGAUAUUCGCUGGUGUGGUUUUCCGUAGCGAUGGGAAGCCAAUUCCAACGAUUACAGAUCUACCCAAUAUCUUGGACUAUGUAUUGAGAUUUUCACCAUUUCUGAUGACAAGCGAGAACGAGUGUAACAAGGAUAUAUGGGCCACAAAUGAUCUGUAUCCGCCAAUUGAGGAAUUACUGAGUGGUGGUCCCCGUCCAAGUGAACGCAAUACGGAUUAUGAUGGGAAACCUCCAGGAUAUGUACAAGAAGGUUUCCUACCGCUGCAACAUGCUAUUGCAAUGUCCUAUCUGGAGUUGAAGAAUGCCCAGGAACCCGAUAUCUUUCCACACAUUAAUAUGAUGAAAUUCCCGUAUCGUCAAUAUAUUGAGGAUAAAGUGUUCGUGGCCAUUAAAUUAUGGUUGCCCAUAGUUUUCCUGUUAGCCUAUGUGGUGCCUAGCUAUUUCAUGGUCCGCACUAUGUGCGAUGAGCUUGAUCGUAGCUUCAUGAAGACCCUCAAGAUCAACCACCUAAACUGGUGGGCCUGGGCAGCGGUUUUGAUGGGCAUCCAAGGAUUCAUUACCUUCUUGAUAUUGAUCAUACUAAAUGCCGAAUGGUAUGGUGGAGCCAUCAUUCAUUGUAGUCAAUGGACGGCUGUGAUAUUUUUUCUAUGCUGUUACAUUUUGGCCAAUUGCGCCUUUGUCCUGAUGUUGUCCGUGGUGGUUAUACGUAAACGAAGUAAUGUUAAAUUCGGCAUACUAUUGCAUUUACUUACCUAUCUGCCAUUUCCAUUGAUAUUUAUAUUCUACUUUGAUAUACCUCUCGGCUAUAAGAUGAUCUGCUCUCUAUUUCUCAACACUGGCCUGGCCAUGGGCAUUAAUAUCAUCAAUGAUCUGGAGCACACCAAUGAAGGCCUCAAGUGGAAUAACUACAAUAGGCCACUUUUUGCUUCAGAUGGCCUUAGUAUGUUGCAUGUGAAUGAGAUGUUGCUACUAUCUUCAUUGCUCUAUAUUGGCAUUACCCUUUAUGUGGAUAAUCUGUAUUCCCCGGAUGUAUCUGCAGUGAAUUUGGAUAAGGAGUCCAUGUCGAAAAAGUUCUAUUAUCCUUUAACAAAUUUUAUAGAUUUCAUAAGACGUCUAUGGAGAAAGCGUCGAAAGCACUCCUCGGUUGUAAAAAUGGUGGGAAACUCUCUGCUUCGGGCCUUGACCACUCACGAGGAUGACUUAUAUGAGGAUCAACCACGGCAGCAAGGCAUAUUGCCAUCAGCGACCAUCAGGAACACAGCAAAUCGCCACAUUUCAAACGAUCCCGACGUAAAUGUCUAUCAACAAAAGUCUGCUCUUCCAUUGCAAUCUCCUGGACCGAUUCCUCCUAAACGUCGUUUUCAAAACCAUGUGCUAACUUCUCGAGAAGUGGCAAGUUCCAGCAGUUCUAUUGGCGAAUAUACACAGAGACCGCCUCGAUCGAAGGUGCCAAAAAUAACAGUUGUUCCUACAGACGGUGCAAAAGCUUCAAUAACUUCUGUGCAACUAUCCUUCGAAAACGUUCAUCUGCCUUCCCAAGCCACAUUCAAUGAAUCUCUUGAGGACUUAGAGAAUGGCAUUGAGGUCAUAGAUGUUAGCAAAGUCGUUGGAAAUACAUCCUAUUUAAAAAAUAUCAAUAUGAUCAUACACCCAAAGGAGAUAACUGUGUUCCUGAUCCGAGACAAAAGUGCUGGACGACUUUUACUUAGCAAGAUUAUCGCUGGAAUCAUUAAACCCACCUCGGGUAAAGUCAUCGUAAAUGGCAUUGAUAUGCAACAGUCCAAGCAUAUGGAUACAAGUCGAUUGAUUACUAUGGUGCCGUCCCAAAGCAUAGUUAUCAACGAGUUGACAGUUUGCGAGAAUUUCUACUUCUAUUUGAAUCUUCGGGGUGUACGAACUUCAGGGCAAAUUGAUCGGGAGAUUAGUAAAUAUGUCAAUCUGAUGCAUGCCGAAAUCACUACGCUUAAUGAAUUCGCCGAAUUCCUUAGUGAAAAUAUGGCAAGACGUUUGAACCUCUGCUGUGCCCUCUGCGGAGGUAAACAUGGCAUCAUCGUGGAUGAGCCCACUAUGGGUUUGGAUCAAAACAAUCGACAUUAUAUGUGGGAUUUGCUGAAAUUGGAGGCUCGCUCACGUACCAUAAUAGUGAAUACAGCUUACUCCGAUGAGGCUGAGUUACUCGGCGAUCGCAUUGGCUUGAUCAAUUGCGGACAAUUGAUGUGCUACGGUCCCACCAAAGAGUUGAUGAAUAAAUUUUGCAGUGAUUAUGUCCUCAUUUGCGAGAAGAGCACCACCACUAAACUCAAUUGGAGUGGUCUGAAGAAACUAAUCUACCACCAUAUCCCCGAAGGUGCUAAAAUUCUUCCGAAUACGGGUAAUAAUAUUAAAAUAAGCAUUCCAGGCGAUCAUGGAUCUCAAUUGGCUGGAAUUUUGAACGAUCUCGAACGUAAUGGUAGUGAGAAUGGCAUUCAGAAAUUUUGGGUCAAGUUGAGAAGCUUACGUCAAGUAUUCCACUGCAGUCAAACAGAACGCAAGGAGUACGUGGAGAACCUCCGCCGUGUCACUUUGCAGUCUGAAGCGACAUUUGAUGAGUCCACCAUCGAAACGAAUAGUGACGAUCGCACUCGGGUAACUUUUAACGCCCUGGUAGUAAAAAGAUUUAUUUAUAUGCAGCAUUACUUUUGGGUGCCACUCUUGGUGAUGAUUAUAAUGGUAAUAUGCUUGUGCCUGGAAAAUCCUAGCACUCACUUGCAACAUCUGCCCAGUAUGAAUAUUAGCAUUCACAGCUAUCCGAAUUCCGUAGCACUGUUGAAGCUUGGCACCGAUAUAAUACCCUACUCGCCAUCUUUCGAGAUUGCUCAGGGUUAUGCGGACUAUCAAGAGGUUCUAGUUAAAGCGAGAAAUACAGAGGAUCACACAUUUAAAUACAUCAACGGCAGACGUGAGAUGAUCCAAUACCUUCUCUUCCAGCAGUUGGUGUCAGAGAUGAGUGUGAAAACGUUUUUUGUGGCUGGCGCGGGAAUUCGUGAGAAUUUAAUAACUUGCUUGUGGAAUAACAAGCUUCUGCAUUCCGCACCCAUAUCCCUUAAUUUGAUUCACAAUGCGAUCGCACAACAAUUUGUUGGACCAGAUGCGGAAAUUCGUGUUGAGAAUCAUCCGGUACCCUUUACAAAUCGUGAUAUGCUUGACUUGAUAAACACGCGUCAUCGCAUGAAUAUGGGCCUGGGGAGUAUUAUGAUUUUUAUAAUAUGUCUGGCCUUGACAAUAAUGAUAGUGCCAGUGAUCUCUGAUCAUAAUCUGGGCACAGGACAUCUGAUGUAUAUGGGAGCGGCCAGUCCCAAUCUUUAUUGGGCCACUCAGUUCAUCUGCGACAUGGGCUGCUAUAUGGCGGGAAUCAUUUACUUGAUGGCUCUGCUCUUACUCUACGAUAAAUUUGGGAAACUCGAAAAUACGGAAUACGAUGACGCUGUCCUGAUAAUUCUUAUGAUUGCAGUCUUUAUACUGUUUGGUCUGUCGGUGAUACCUUUUAUUUACAUACUUACUGUGUUCUUUGGGCAAUUUAUAUUUGAUUGGUCGGGCACUCUGCUGAUAUUAUUGGGUUCCACCGUUUUGCUGUUAUUGGUAAUACCCUGUAUGAUAAUGGAAAUCGAGCAUGUGGUAGAUCUUUAUUACUUAUUUUGUUGGUCACCAUCAAUUAAUCUAAAUCGAGCAAUGAAGUAUUUGCACAUUCAGCGCGCCCUGAUGCGAGCCUGUGAUAUUAUUGGCGGUUGUGCCGCAUAUCCAGAUUGUUGUGAUAUGCCAGGAUAUCUAGGCUAUGAUUAUCCUGGCAUACUAGUUCCAAUUUCCAUCCUAAUCGCACUGGGCUUUGUCUACGGUUUCAUAUUCAUUCUGCUUCUUCAGGUGGACUUGGAGUGGAAGAGAUGGAGAAGCGUAACGCGUGAGCGUUCGGAAAAUAAAAGACUUAAAAAGAAAAAUCGACACAAUAUCAAACAUAAUCCCUUAGCCGAAGAUGUACUACAGGAAAAGGAACGUGUUAAUUCCUUUUCGCCAGAGGAGGUGAAACAAAAGCCCUUGAUUUUGACUGGUGUUAGCAAACGCAUCAAAAACCGCAAUUAUCUGACGGAUGUCACCUUUGCCGUAGAACCGCAUGAUGUCUUUGGUUUGGUGGGCAUUUUUGGAUCAGGCAAAUCAAAGAUCAUUGAAUUGGCCGCAGGUAUUUCUAGCAUUGAUAGAGGUGAUAUGCAUAUUAAUGGAACCAGUGUGAGACACAAACAAAGCAUCAGCAGAAAAAUGAUUUCCUACUGUCCGAGAAGUAAUGCCUUGAUUGAGAGUAUGACUGUUUCGGAGAAUUUGCAUUUCUAUUGUGCCAUACAUGGACGUAAGAGCAAGUUUGUUGCCGACAUCAUACGCGAAGUGACUACUAAUCUAGGACUUGAACCGGAACUCGAGAAAUUGGUCAAGGAUCUGAGUUAUGCCACACGUCGAAAGAUCAUGUUGGCCAUAACUGUCACUUCAAAUGCCAAGAUUGUUUUGAUGGACGAACCGACACGUGGCCUGGAUGGUGAUAGUCGUUUACAAAUGUGGCGUAUAAUUAAUUUACUCAGAGAUAAAGGACGUACGAUAAUUUUAACCACCGAUAGCAUGGACGAGUGCAUUGCCCUUUGCAAUCGAAUUGGCAUUAUGGUCAAUGGCUCGCUAAUCAGCAUUGGGUCGGUCAAUCAUCUAACGAGUAAGUUCUCAAAUGGUAGCAUUCUGCAAAUACGCCUACCGGGCACUACAUCUUUCAAAAGCCAAAUUACCAUAGAAGAAAGCUCCAGUUUGUCGCAUGCUUCACAUUUGGGAUACAGCAGUGCCUCCAGUCGUACGAGUGUGCAGGAAAUCUUUCAGAGACAAACAUGGAAACUCCAGGAUUCGACCAGUUCUGGGCAAGCUCUUUGGUUUGAGCGAUGUCAUCGCUAUCGUGAUAUUCAACGUUUCAUUGAGGCCGAGUUACCUCAAGCCAAACUCGAAGAGGAAUAUCGUAAUGUACUCACUUAUUACAUAUCCUUCAAAUCGAUGCCAUUAUCAAGGGUUUUCAUGGCCAUGGAAGCGGCCAAGGAUGUGUUUAAUCUCGAUAGCUAUAGAGUCACAAGAACCUCUUUGGUUGAUAUCUUUGAUAGUUUUGUCAAAGCGCAUGUACACUUUUGGAUCAAAAAGGAUACUGAGAAACAAAAUCCAGCUAGCAGGACAUCCGUAUAUUUAAGAAGGUCGGAAUCAAUAUUAAGGGACUAGAAUAUAACAAAUUUUGUUUUUUUUUACCUUUCCAAAA
This is a messenger RNA of Drosophila willistoni, 5757 nucleotides long. RefSeq names its product phospholipid-transporting ATPase ABCA3. Bases 15 to 5720 code for a protein of 1901 amino acids. The record is from RefSeq and is a predicted model, not a curated record. The transcript has 2 exons. Lineage: Eukaryota; Metazoa; Arthropoda; Insecta; Diptera; Drosophilidae. Gene Ontology annotation, molecular function: ABC-type transporter activity; ATP binding; ATP hydrolysis activity. Gene Ontology annotation, biological process: lipid transport; transmembrane transport. Gene Ontology annotation, cellular component: membrane; intracellular membrane-bounded organelle.